Ostrinia nubilalis (European corn borer) is the source of this 8319-nucleotide messenger RNA. RefSeq names its product liprin-alpha-3 (gene Liprin-alpha). The transcript has 26 exons. The record is from RefSeq and is a predicted model, not a curated record. Bases 282 to 4586 code for a protein of 1434 amino acids. NCBI's taxonomy places the organism in Eukaryota, Metazoa, Arthropoda, Insecta, Lepidoptera, Crambidae. Gene Ontology annotation, molecular function: protein binding. Gene Ontology annotation, cellular component: presynaptic active zone. Gene Ontology annotation, biological process: synapse organization.
CAAAUUCAAGAUGGCAGACAUGCCGCUUGAGCCAUGAGAGUAUGGAACCGUAGGAGUACAAGUUUUAGGUGUGUCUUUUUAGAUAUCGAACUAGAAUGUCGCCCGAAUUCUUGACUAAAAUCCUAUUUGAAUGUUUUGACAAUGUAAAUCUUCGUUUUUGUGUCUCGUGCGCUAGAUUUAGGUAACAUUUGUGCCGGAACAUAUGUAAUAAACCGAGAUCGAAAUUGUGUUGUUCGGUGUAUCGUGUACGAUAAUUAUUCUUGUGUAAAUGGUAAAUUAAAAUGUGGAAUAUGAUGUGCGACGUGAUGCCCACGAUUUCUGAGGACAGUAUCAGCCAGAGAAGUUCGCAGUUAUCUGGUGAAGAUGCUAACUUCGAGCAGCUCAUGGUGUCUAUGUUGGACGAGCGUGAUAAGCUUGUGGAGAGUUUGCGGGAGACGCAGGAGCGUCUGGGCGACUCGGAACUGCGCCUCAAGGAGGUGGAGAAGGAACGGGACUCCUUGCAUAGGCAAAUCGCCGCCAACUUACCUCAGGAAUUCGCGACGCUAACGAAGGAACUCAACCAGGCCAGGGAACAGCUGUUAGAGCGAGAGGAGGAGAUCUCAGAGCUCAAGGCAGAGAGGAACAACACCAGGUUGCUACUCGAGCACCUAGAAUGUCUGGUGUCGCGGCACGAGCGCUCGCUGCGCAUGACGGUGGUGAAGCGGCAGGCGGCCGCGCAGUCCGGGGUGUCCUCCGAAGUCGAGGUUCUAAAGGCGCUCAAGAGUCUCUUCGAGCACCACAAGGCGCUGGACGAGAAGGUCAGGGAAAGGUUACGAGUGGCGUUAGAAAGGAAUACGGCCUUAGAAGAAGAGUUAUCGUUAACCAAAGAAGAAUUACAACAGUACAAGUCGUCCACCGGCCAAGACGACAAGCCGAAGGAGAACGGCACGGUGCCCACCGGCUCGCCAGACCAAAACGGCGAGCCUCAGCAGCCUAAGGAAAAUAAUGUAAACGGCGAAUCGGACAACAACAAGCGUAUCACUGAGCUCCAUAACACGAUCGCCAAGCAGUCAGCGGAACUGAGCUCGUGGCAGCGGCGGGUGGCCGAGCUCAACAACAAGGUCUCGGAACUCGAGGAACGCCUGUCCAAGGGAGAGAAGGAGCUUGCCAAGAAACAGGACGAGUGCUCCAAGCUGCAGCGCGACUUGCGAGAGAACGUCGCGCAGAAGGAGGACCAGGAGGAGAGGAUAGCGACCCUCGAGAAGCGGUACCUCAACGCGCAGCGCGAGUCCACGUCACUGCACGACCUCAACGAGAAGCUUGAACAAGAGCUGCAGCACAAGCAGGCUCAGCUCAAGCUGCAAGAAGAGAAGAUCGCGGCCAUUGAAGAGAAGUUGGAACUGUCCACGCAGAAACUGGCCCAGAUGUCUUCGCUGCCCGAGAUGGAGGAGCAGUUGAAGGCCCGUAUGGAGGCCCUCAACCAGGCGCAAGAAAGGCACGGGUCCGCGGAAGACCGCAUCCAGCGGCUGGAAGCGAACGUCGAAGAAAAGAACGCGGAGCUGAUGCGCCUCAACCAACGCCUGCGUAUGAACGAAGAACAUAACACGCGCCUCUCCGCCACAGUCGACAAGCUGCUGUCCGAGUCUAACGACAGGUUGCAAGUGCACCUCAAAGAGCGGAUGCACGCGCUAGACGAAAAGAACGCGCUGACGCAGGAGCUGGACAAGACGCGCAAGUACGCCGACGAGCUGCUGGCCGACAAGCAGGACGUGCUCAAGGAGCUCGCCAAGUGGCGCAUGGAGACCGAGCAGCUGAAGCGUCAGAUGCUGGAGCAAGAGAUCGCGUUCAACAUCCAGCAGACGGACGCGCUGACGCGCUCGCUGUCGCCCGCCGCGCACCCGCUGCCGCACCCGCACCCGCUGCCGCACCCGCAGCAUCCGCACCAGCCGCCCGUGGGGCUGUUUCAGCCCAAGCUGGAUGGUUCGUGGGAGCAGCUGCAGCAAGCGCACGCGCUAGCCUCGCAGCAGCCUUUCGACGUGUCCAGCGACGCAGAGAACGACGAGUCGGACGGCGGCGUCGAAGGCGGGCACACGGACGCGGCCGCGCUGGCGCUCAUGCUGCAAGAGCAGCUCGACGCCAUCAACACCGAGAUCCGCCUCAUCCAGGAGGAGAAGCAGUCCACCGAGGCGCGCGCCGAGGAGCUCGAGUCCCGGGUGGGCAGCUACGAGCAUAUGAACGUGGUGUCGCGGCGCGGCGAGUCGCCGCCGCUCGCCGCGUCGCCGUCACGUCCGCACCCGCUGCCGCACCCGCCUCAUCCGCACCACGCGUCGCACCACAAGUACCACACGUUACAGUUGUGCGAAGAAGGCGCGGGCAUGGGGGCGGGCCCCGCGGGCCCCGCCGGCGCCGAGGGGGCGGAGUCUCCGCUGACCGCGCGCUCGCUGCGACUAGAGCGUGCGGCGCGCGCGUUGCACGCCGAGCGCGACCGACUGAGCAGGACGCACUACCAGCCGCCUUAUGACUCGACUUCAAUGAUGUCGGGGAGCCUCGCGCGGUUUCCGAUCCACAGGUGGACACCUGGCUCUCACUUUACACCUGUAGCCACCAACUCAAUAGACGUUACAGCCCUCCAACAUCUACAAACUAACUAUAUGCCUCAUAAUACAAUGACUCGUCUUAAUAACCCAAUGUCUUAUUCUACAAACGCGACGAAUCUCCAACAUAUACCAACUAAUACAAUGACUCGUCUUAAUAACCCAAUGGGUUAUCCUAACAACGCGGCAUUACAUGCCUCUAACACAAUAAGGCAUGGUGAUAGUCUUUUGUCUCAUUCUGGUAUCAAAACCUCAUAUUCCUCAAACACAUUAAGCCACGCCCCCACGUCAAUAACUCCACCCAACAAUCGUAUGUCACAUCCUACCAAUCUCAUGUCUCAUCCCACAAAUACAAAAUCACUCCCGACAAUCCUUAUAUCCCACGCUUCAAAUCCCAACUUAAGAAAUUUACCUAAUCAACCAGUAUCUGGUCCUAGUAAUUCUAUGACACAUAUUCCCAGACCAAUUUUUCACUCUACAAAUACUCUUCAACCAAUGUCCCAUUCCACUACUCAUAUGCUACGCCAAACGGAUCCAAUUCCUGGUCCUUCGAAUCGCAUAUUUCCACCUACCAAUCUGCUGUCUCUCUCACACAGACGGUUGUCCUUCUCUGCCAAUCCAAUGACCACCGCCAGACCACUAUCCUAUUCAUCAAAACCUAUGUCCUUGUCAGAGGUUAAUUUGGCCAAUGUAUGGUGUGACUGCCCGGACACUGUAUUUAACUAUGUGCCCCAUAGAUUGUGCCUUAAAUCCAACUUGUACAAGAUGAUCGAUAACUAUUUGUUUCACCACCCUUGUCUUGUUAAAUCUGGGACUAAGUUACAUGGAGCUAAAUUCAUGGUAACCUCAAGUCAAGAGUCGUUAGGCGGGCUAACCACGAGCGGCUGGGGCGGCGGCGGCGGCGGGGCGUCGCCGGGGCUGCCGCGGGGCGUGGCGGCGGCGGCUUCUGCCGUCUCCAUCGCUUCUAUGCACCAGCAGAAGAAGCGGGGCAUCAAGAGCUCGUUAGGAAGGUUCUUUAGUAAGAAGGAAAAGGCUGGAUUACCGAUGCAACAGACCGGGGGCGCUCGGUCGCUGUCGUCGGCGUCGUCGCUCGGGCUGUCUUCGCUAGGAGACGAGCCCGCGCCUGACCUCGCUCCACUACAACACCAAGACUACGCGCGCUCGAAGACAAAAGAAAGGGACUACCGGCACGAGCUUCUAGGCGAGGCGAUGCGCGCAGGCACGCCCUUCGCGCUAUGGAACGGGCCCACCGUGGUGGCGUGGCUCGAACUAUGGGUCGGCAUGCCGGCCUGGUACGUGGCGGCCUGCCGCGCCAACGUCAAGUCCGGCGCCAUCAUGUCCGCGCUGUCCGACCAGGAGAUCCAGCGGGAGAUAGGCAUAAGCAACCCGCUCCACCGGCUGAAGCUGCGGCUGGCGAUCCAAGAGAUGGUGUCGCUGACGUCGCCGUCGGCGCCGCGCGGCACCGCCUGCGCCGCGCUCGCCUUCGGGGACAUGAACCACGAGUGGAUCGGCAACGUGUGGCUGCCCUCGCUAGGAUUACCUCAAUAUAGGACAACGUUUAUGGAAUGUCUGGUGGACGCUAGAAUGUUAGAACAUUUAACUAAACGAGAUUUAAGAACGCAACUCAAAAUGGUCGACAGUUUUCACAGGACGUCGCUCCACUUCGGCGUGCAGUGCCUGAAGCGCGUGGGGUACAGCGUGCGCGCGCUGGAGGAGCGGCGGCGCGCGGCCGAGCACGCCGUGCGCGACGUGCUCGUGUGGACCAACGAGCGGCUGCAGCGCUGGCUCGCCUGCAUCAACCUGAAGGAGUACGCCAACAACCUGUCGGAGAGCGGCGUGCACGGCGCGCUCAUCGCGCUCGACGACAACUUCGACGCCAACAGCAUGGCGCUGGCGCUGCAGGUGCCCACGCAGAACACGCAGGCGCGACAAAUCCUUGAAGUGGAAUUCAGCAACCUACUGGCGGCAGGCACGGAGCGCGCGGCGCGGCCGGCGCACGCGCAGCCGUCCUGACACCACGCCAUCAACUAGGCGCCGCCCACGCCGCCCGAGCGCGCGCUGUGACGCCUACACCCGCCGAAAACGAUCCCUCGCGAAACUUCCACGCACUCGAUUCAAACUUGUCCCGAGUGAUACGCGGUCGCUCGAAGGGAGUGAGUCUGAAAGUUGAUAUUUGCAUUUGUUUGGCCGAUACCACGUGAAAACUGUAUUAAUUUUAUUUGAAUCGAUGAAUUGUUGCCUUUGAAUCGUAGAAUUGCAAUUUAAAUCGAUCAAAACCGAUCAAACGAUAAUUUGUUGACGCGAAUCAAAAUAUACAGUUUCACUUCUCCAACGUCGAAAUAGACAAAGAUGAUGAUAAAAGUCAUUGUUAUUCAUCAUCUUCAUAUGAAAAUUAUUUAUUCCUUGUUACGGUUGCCUUGAACUCUCGCAUGUUUAGACAUUGUACCGGCUGCAUAUUUAUGCAUACGUUUGGAGAUAUGCCGAAGUGAAUCGGCAUGGCGGCAGUGUCUGUGGUUAUUCCCUAUAAUUUUUAACAUGGCAACAUUGCAUUAGAAUUGCCGAUGAAUUUGAAAGAACGCAUUACGUUUUCCGUUUAGAAAUAGCUAGUACAAAUUUCCAGAUUGAUGAACUGCAAAUGUUAUGAACUUUUAUAAAGAAGUGUUGCCGUGCUAAAAUAAUAAGUGUUGUUAAUACAAUAAAGUUUUCACUAAUUGUGUAUAUUGACUAUUAAUAAAAUAUACAGUUGUAGCGAAGUUAUGCUUGAUAUAUCGAUAUAAAUAACAAAGUGCUCUGAUGCGGUAGUUUUACUAUGUACUUAACAUGUAUUCCAGUAUUUAUUAUUACGAAAUAUGUAAGUAUGUACUGCGACGCCGCGUCUAUGUGAAUAUACAGAUGAUUGUUUCUAUACGUUAUAGAAUUUUACUAUUCUUUUAAAAUAUUCUUAUGUGUUACAAAAAGUGCUAUGUUCUUAUGAAUUACUAUAAAUUUUAAAUUGUCUGCUCAAUUCCUUCAUGCGUAUAUUCACAUGAUCCGGUUUAACUAAUCGAUCAUAAUCAUACUCUGAUGCCAAAUAUUAGUUACAUUUAACUAAUAUAUUUAAGGCUGAUUUCAUAGUCAGCUACUUACGUCGCAAUCUGUCAAAAUAACUCCAUUCUAAACUUGAUAUACUCUGUUACUAUGCUUACGUUUCGUUGUUUCCGUAUCGCUGCGCGUGCGUUCCCUGACUAUGGAGUGAGUCGGUUAGAGUUACGAUUUCGCGACGAACUUGAAUCGGACAUUCGGGCGAGCUGUUGUCGUAUUUUUGUACCGGUCCUCGAUAGCGCUGCGGCCACAAGUGCCUCGCGAGGCGUGUAUAUACAUAGCUUUACGUAGAUGAUUGUGUGCCUCUCAUGUCGGUCCGUGUUCGCGCUUAGUGAACACGAUUAUAAUAAGUAACGGAAGGUAUUAAACGUUAACGUACAAUCACAAUACAAAGUAAUAUUAAUACGAAGUUACUAAUAGUCGCAAUACGCUUUAUCGCUUGUUGUUUGUUUGUGUGGGUACGUGAGUACGUACGGUUGGCGGUGAAGAGCACACAUACUAGUCUUAUGUACAGUGUUGACGGCAUUGUUUUGUAAUCUUCUAUUUUAUUAAACUACUUUAUAGCGGAAAGCAUAAACUGAGACGUAGCUAGGUAUAUUUUUGUUAAAACGUAUACAAAUAAUGAAGUCGAGUGAUCGUCUCACGUUGCACGAUACUUGUCAUCAUUCAUUGUUAACGGAAAUUACAAUCGGAAACUAAUUUCAAUUUAUUUUUAUUAUAGAUACUUAUCUGAUACAAAUAAUUGCGGUAGAUAAGAUCGUACAAUAAAUUAAGUUAUUAUUGAUAUCACAAGGUUGUGCAACAUGGAAUGCUCACGAUUUUCAGUUCAACAGCGGUGUACGAUCGGAGAAAUUAGUCCAAAAAUUUAAGUACUGCAUUAUUUAUGUGUCUUUCAAACGUUAUCUGUGUAAGAAGGUAUUGCUGUUUUGUAAAGACUUAAUGAAAUCGUGAUAUCUGCUUGCAAUGAAAACAAUAUGUUCUGACCGCGUACCGCUGAACUAAGUCUUCAAUAGUUAAUGAAAUAUAAAAAUUGUAUAGCUAACCGAUUUUAAUUUUGUGAAAUCUUUAUUGGUAGCGAAUAUAUUGUAAAUAUGGUUUCUAUGAUAUAGCGUUUCUAUCAUGUGUAGUUAAUGAAUGUAGCAAUAUUUAGCUAGGAUGUGUUCAAACGACUAGAUUGUUAAUUUUAUUAUUUUAAUGCUUUAUUUAUUAAACUAGGACUUAUUAUUUAUUAAGUUAUUACUUAUUAGUAACACUUGUCCAUACAUGUUCUAAUUCGGUUGGAAUAUUACCUCAUAUUGGUGUUCGUCGCCGACGUCGCUGAAGUGGCUGCGAUACGACGAGUAGGGCCCGUGAGUUGUGGUGUAUAGUGUGUAUGCGUAACAGUAUUAAUAAAAUAGGGAAGAUAUCGUGUGGCCGCCGGUGUGAAUUUGAAAAUUAAUAUUUAAUUUUUGAAUCGUAACCGACAGCGGGGAUCGGUUGGAUCACGCGGUUUUCCAAAUUUUAUAUCGAAAUUAUUCAAUGUAUUUAAAUUAAUCAUAAAUAAUAUAUUUAUCGUGCGUCGUUGUGGCUAAAGAAAGCGUCAAGCCGGGUGUCUUCGGGGCCCCGCCGUGCCCGCUGCCGAGCCCCGGCAGACCCGAGUGUUGUGUAUUAAGGGUUGACUUUUGUACUAACUGCCAGUGCCGGGGGCUCAGCCAGGGCCGGCCGGGGCCCGACGCGGAGGCGACGGCCGUCCCCGGCGCUCACAAUAUCAUUUAUACACAUCAAUCGUUUCACUAUGAAGUAAAAUUAUAUAUAGCGACUACAUAAAAUUUUAUAAAUGCGAGUAUGAUACGUUUACGGGAUGGUUAUUUAGUUAUUUGUUAGUGUAUAGCUUUCGGAUGUAGCUACGUUCUGUACGAUCGGAUGUAGAGUAGCGAUGUCCCGGUUCCCUCGACAGUAUUCCGUGAGGAGCUCCCAAGUGCCAAGCGCUCGGCGCGACGGGCGCGGUAAGAACAAUAACUAGAAUAGUUUUGUAUCUCCAUAACAUUCCACAUUCGAUGUUCAUGAGCCGAAGCCUGUGUCGAACAAAUCGAGAUAUUUUUCCACGUCGUAGUCCCAGUGGCUCGCGCUACCAAAGAGUUAAGUUACCCCCACGUUAAGAAAUUAAUGUAAAAUAGAUUAGUGAAAUUUCGAAUGUAUAUAAUUUUGCAUAAAUGUGUUGCAUAGCUUGGAAUAGGAGUAUGAGAGUUUGUACUGCUCGCGCCCCGGCCGCGGCCUGUCGCCACUUGCGGCUGCAUUCCACUGCCCGCGGACAAAGCAACUUCGGCCCGAAGCCACUGCUCGCUGCUCACGCGCACGUAACAAAGAUGGCGCGCGACUAGCUAGAAGCUGAUCGCCAAUCCAAAUCUUGCUUCGAUAUAACUCAAAAGUGAAUGUUGCUUUGUCUGUAGGAGAAGCUUUCUGUGUCACGAGUCGCUUCGGCCCUCGACUAGCGCAAUAUACGGGUGUUCCCUUGUGGUACAGGGGCUUUUGUCAUGUCUGAAAUCGAAAUUGUUAAACUAGACAGUGAUUAUUUUGACCAAUGUAAUCUGAACUACUGUGUAACCUUUGUAAAAAUAUUUAUCAGAUGUGCGAUGACGACAUACGUUAUGCAUAAUGAUAAGAGGUAAAUACAAUUUACACGAUA